AAACACUGUGGAGUGCUCCGGUGUAAAUAAAAAGAGGGGAAAAAAAGUUUCUUAAGUCGUCACUGCACGACGUCUGGCCGGCGCCGGGGCGGGGGUCUACGCUCUCCCGAGCGGCCGCGCGCUGGACUUUAUUGUGCCGCAACAAGCCCCCGUCCCCAUUGUUUGUUUUUCAAAAUAUGGCAAAGGUUCAGGUGAACAAUGUAGUGGUGCUGGAUAAUCCUUCUCCUUUCUAUAACCCGUUCCAGUUCGAGAUCACGUUUGAGUGCAUCGAGGACCUGUCUGAAGACCUGGAGUGGAAAAUUAUCUAUGUGGGCUCUGCAGAAAGUGAAGAAUACGAUCAAGUUUUAGACUCUGUAUUAGUGGGACCUGUUCCUGCAGGAAGGCAUAUGUUUGUAUUUCAGGCUGAUGCACCUAAUCCAGGACUCAUUCCAGAUGCAGAUGCAGUAGGUGUAACAGUUGUGCUAAUUACAUGCACCUAUCGAGGUCAAGAAUUUAUUAGAGUUGGCUAUUAUGUAAAUAAUGAGUAUACUGAGACAGAAUUAAGGGAAAAUCCACCAGUAAAACCAGACUUUUCUAAGCUUCAAAGGAACAUUUUGGCAUCAAAUCCCAGGGUCACAAGAUUCCAUAUUAAUUGGGAAGAUAACACAGAAAAACUGGAAGAUGCAGAGAGCAGUAAUCCAAAUCUACAGUCACUUCUUUCAACAGAUGCACUGCCUUCAGCAUCAAAGGGAUGGUCCACGUCAGAAAACUCACUAAAUGUCAUGUUAGAAUCCCACAUGGACUGCAUGUGACCACUUGCCAUCCCUUUAGUACAAAUUAAGCUAUAAAAACACAGAACUAUUUCCCUGAAAUUCCGUAAGUACAUAGCCAACCAAGACACAAUGUGAAGAAUUUGUUUAAAAAUCAUCCUGUAGAAACUUUAUAAGAAAACCAGUAUUUGAGCAAAUUGUGGAAUAUAAAUACAACUAUUUUUAAGUAA
Molecule: messenger RNA, 979 nt
Organism: Chrysochloris asiatica (Cape golden mole)
Lineage: Eukaryota; Metazoa; Chordata; Mammalia; Afrosoricida; Chrysochloridae
Gene: ASF1A
Product: anti-silencing function 1A histone chaperone
Exons: 4
Coding region: 177-791 (204 amino acids)
Biological process (GO): DNA replication-dependent chromatin assembly
Cellular component (GO): nucleus
Molecular function (GO): histone binding
Source: RefSeq, a predicted model, not a curated record